AUGUCUGAUUGGGAUACUGUCACUAUCAUUGGGUCGAAGGCGAGAGCCGGUGGUUCGGGCCCCAGAGAAACUGUUGCUAAGUCUAACUCAGCGAUCAAUGCCGCUAGAAGAGCUGGGACUGUGGUUGGUACCGAAAAGAAGUACGGUACGGCUAACGUCAAGCUGAACCCUGAAGGUCAAAAGUUGACUAAGUUGGACAACACUGACGACGUUGUUGCUGUCAAGAAGGUUGACGCUUCUGUUGGUAAGGUCAUGUCUCAAGCUCGUCAAGACAAGAAGUUGACCCAAAAGGAAUUGGCCACCAAAGUCAACGAAAAGCCCCAAGUCAUCAAUGAUUACGAGUCGGGUAGAGCCGUGCCUAACCAACAAGUGUUGGCUAAGAUUGAACGCGUGUUGGGAGUGAAGUUGAGAGGUAAAAACAUCGGUGAACCCUUGUUCAAGAAGAAGUAA
Messenger RNA from Diutina rugosa, 450 nucleotides. RefSeq names its product Mbf1p (gene MBF1). The record is from RefSeq and is a predicted model, not a curated record. Gene Ontology annotation, molecular function: DNA binding. Gene Ontology annotation, cellular component: nucleus. The transcript has a single exon. The coding region runs from base 1 to 450 and encodes 149 amino acids. NCBI's taxonomy places the organism in Eukaryota, Fungi, Ascomycota, Pichiomycetes, Serinales, Debaryomycetaceae.